AUGUCCCAUGGCAGACGAAGGACAUCAAGUGCUACGGCCCCAGGGGCCGCAUGUGUACGCUACUGCUGCACUACCGGGACACUGAGCUGGGCGGAGUUGCGCUGGUUUUACGUGACAGACGCGAUGGGCAAAGUGGUGAAGGCCUUUCCAUGUCUAUUCGGGCAGCUGGGGGACUUCCCGGAGUCGUCCCGGUCUACAGCGACUCUGCAGCAAGGGUCGCAUCGGCCGUGCUCUUCGUGCUACAUGAAGGAGACACAUCUUGCAGACCUGUCGCAGAAGUCGGUGACGAGGACGGUGGAGCUGCAGAGACAGGUAGUGGAGGCAAUUCAGUCUGCGUCCGACAGCAAGGCGGCGGAGAAAAUCAAGAAACGGUGGUCAACACACCCUGUGCAGUGCUACCUGGAAAGAUGGAACUUUGCCGAGACCACGUGGGGAAACGUGUUUCUCGCAUGCGCGGCAGACCUUCUACACGUCCUGGACGGGGGGAUGCUCCCGCGCAUGGGCAAGUGCUUCAUGGCUGGGAAGAGCAAGCCGGAGAGGCGCGAGUUUGAGAGGCGGCGCAAGGAACAGAAGAAGGACACGCGCGCAAGCGUAGUGCGCAUCCAGGGCGCGACCACGUGGUUCAGCACAGGGGCGAACUAUGCCGCCUUCGAGCACAGAGGAAUGAUGCAGGUGAUGCCCCUGCUUAUCGCUGACAACAUGGAGAAGAGCAAGCAGCCGGAGAAGGCGAAGCGGGAGCGGGAGGUGGCGGCGUUUGUGGCGUACGCCAGCUUCUACAAGGCGCUGGUGGGCGUGACGAAGCAUACCGAGAAGUCUCUGGACGACGUCCGUGAGAUGGCUGUGCAGUACGUACGUGCCGAUCGUUCGUGUUUGAUGUGUUGUGCAUCGACUGUGCCGUACAGCCUAAGCCUGACUUUUGUGCGCACACGCAGGAUGGUGGCGGCCAUCAAGGCCGCAUUCCCAGACCAGACGUCGGACUGGAACAUCCCUAAGGUGCACCAGAUCGUGCACCUGAUCGACGGCAUCCCACUGCGUGGGAUGCCGAACGAGACAUCCACCAACCUGUGGGAGCACACGCACAAGGGCACUGUGAAGGUGCCGGUCCGUGGCAGCAACUGGCACGACAUCCCGCGCCGAAUUGUCGAGGAGGAGGUGCAGCGCGAGAUAGCACGGGAGGUGGCGGCGGAAGCGGGUGGAAACAGGCAGUACGUGACGGCGAUGCGCGAGGCCGUGCGACGCCUGAAGCCAGUCCUGACGAAGACGUCGAGGAGCGCGCACGUGGACGAAGACCUGGACGCGGUGAUGUGGGCGUAUCGCGAAGCUCAUGGGUCAGACAUCGACGCACUCGCCGGGUGCACACAGCCGUGGCGAUCCCCCGAACGCGGGGGGGGGGAGCUUGUGCCCAAGGGCACAUUUGUGAAGGCCAGCCCCUCCGAGCGGUGGUUUUCAGACAUCGCAGUGUACCGGUCUGAGAAGGAGGAGUGGUAUGCCAGGUGCCUCUGCAUCUUCCGCGCAGAGGGGGCAGACGGGGAGAUGGGGCGACACGUGUACGUUAAGUACUACGAGGAGGAGGGGACGUGCCCGAUGACGACAUGCCUGCAGCUGUCUCCCGGCCGUGUGAGAACAAGAUACGCGGUGGUUCCAGUGGAGUGCAUCCAGAGGGUGGUGCACGUGUGCAAGUCAUAUGUCAACAAGCGGGUUAUGCUCCUGAACAAGUUCCUGCUAACGGAGUGA
Closterium sp. Yama58-4 is the source of this 1734-nucleotide messenger RNA. The record is from the annotation of a GenBank genome assembly. NCBI's taxonomy places the organism in Eukaryota, Viridiplantae, Streptophyta, Zygnematophyceae, Desmidiales, Closteriaceae.